GUUGGUAAUACACUUCCCUUUUUGCGAAUUGCAUUGUCUUGGAAGCCUUCUCUCUUCCCGCCCUGGGAUUCGGACAUCGGGCAAAACACUCCUGCCUAGAGAAUCCCCAGGGACAGAGGAGCCCGGCGGGCUACAACCUCGGGGUCGCAAGAGUAGGACACGACUCAGCGAGUAACCCACCACCACAGGAAGGACUGCAAGCGGGAAUGGGGAGGAAGGUUGAGGGGACAGAAGGAUUUGGAGGAGAAAAGAGACGCUGAGGGGCAGGAAGAGACAGGAGUCAGGAGGGGGCAGCAACUGCCGGCGUCAGUGACGCGGGGAGGAGGGCGGGGCGGAGAGUAGACUGGAGUACGCAGCGAGCCCUCCUAUAAAGAGCUUCUCCUGUAAAUAGUCGGAUCCAACCAGUUUCCAGGUGGGGAUGGCCUGGACGGCUGGACCCGGAGCGCGUCUUGGUUUCCUGGCUCACUUUCUGCUCCUGCCUCUCAGGUUCUGCACGGCGCGAGGCGGGUCGCCCGGUGCUAUGAGCCAGCAUCGCACUCUCUGCAAUCCUCACUCUCUUUGCUACAACUUCACCAUCGAUCCUCAGCUUAGUCCUGGAGAGCCGUGGUGUGUGGUUCAAGGCCAGGUAGAUGGGAAUGUUCUUCUCUCCUAUGACUGUGGUAGCUCCAAGAUCCAAUCCACAAGUCCAUUGGGAGAGGAGGUGAAAACUACGCACACUUGGGAAAUACAGACAGAAACACUGAGAGACAUCGGGGACUUCCUCAAGUGGCAAUUGCCUGACGUCAUACUGGAGAAACACAUGGCCAGAGGCCCUCUGACCCUGCAGGCCAGGAUAACGUGCCGGUGGGAAGAGGAUGGACACAUCAGUGGAUCCUGGCAGUUUGGCUUCAAUGGUCAAAUGUGGCUCCUCUUAGAUUCAGAGAAUGAACACUGGACAGUGGUUCAUUCUGGAGGGAGGCGGAUGAAAGAGAAGUGGGAGAAUGACAGAGCUGUGACCGACUUCUUGAAGAGGGUCUCCAUGACAGACUGUCGGGCCUGGCUUCAGGAUUUCAUGGUGCGCUGGGAGGAAAUGUUGAAGAGCGCAGCAUCACCGACCACAGGCCCCUCUGCAGUCCAGCCCAUGGCCACAACCAUCAAGUCUAAAGCCUGGAUCCUCCCUGUGGUCCUCACCAGUUUCAUAAUAACUGUCUUCCUCGGCUGAGUCCUUUCAAAGAACAGGAAAUGCUGCUCCCAGGAAGCCCCUAACAGGUGGGCUGUUGGCCUCAGGACUCAGUCUUUGCUUGGCCGCCUUUGUUCUCCUGCUGUUCACUUUAGAGCCAUGAGAUCAAACCUUAGGAAUCGUAAGUCUGUCUACCAGUUAUGAUGACACAGUGGCUGCACCAUCUCCAGUCUCUUGUCAAAUCUGAUGAGCAUCCUCCUCAACAUCUUUAUUUUUUUCAAACCUAAUUUCUCUUGAUUUUGAGUUAUGGAAUUCCUGAACUGAAACUCUGAACUGUUUGAUCAAGAGAUCUCCACAAAUAGAAGUCUUUCAAUCUUUUUCUAGUUUUUGGAAAAUUAGACUUUCCCUGCAUCGUGAUCUUAUUCUUACAAAUGAUGAUAUUGCUGGAACAAUACAUCUGCUAUUACAGGACUCAGGUAUUUUUUUCUAUGUCCAGAGAAACAACUUCAGUGUAUUUUCAACAGAACAAAAUUUUAUGUUGACUGAUUCCCUUCAUAAUUUAUUACCCUAUGGGUGCUGAGUCAUGUUUGAUCUUUGUGACCCUAUGGACUGUAGCCCAACAGGCUCCUCUGUCCAUCGGAUUUCACAGCAAGAAUACUGUCGUGGGUUCUUAUUUCCAUCUCCAGGGGAUCUUCCUGACCCAGGGAUGGAAUCCAUGUCUCCUGUGUCUCCUGUGUUGGCAGACCAGUUAUUUACCACUAGCGCCACCUGGGAAGCCCUUAUCAGUUCAGUUCACUCCCGUUCAGUCGCUCAGUUCUGUCCGACUCUUUGUGACCCCAUGAAUCGCAGAACGCCAGGCCUCCCUGUCCAUCACCAACUCCCGGAUUUUACUCAAACCCAUGUCCAUGGUGUCGGGAACCCCUUAUACUGAUCCUUAAAUCAAUAUUGGAAAAGAGUUAAGUACUUCAUGCCUGUUUUCUAAUCCAGGAGAAAAGUCAUGGUAUUUCACCAUUCCUCCACAUUAUGGGAUUAAAUAAAACCAACGAUAAUGCUUUAUUUCUUGUGGAAACACAGAAUUUAAAGAUCACUCUUAAACAAACAUGCAGUCCAGUUGUGGAGUGAUCCUUAAAUUCUCUGGAUUUUUAAAAGUAUGUUUCACCAUAUCCCACCAGUAGGUCAUAUGUUCACCCUACUAUGCAGCCAUCCCAAUGUUAAUUCUAGGCUGGAAAACAUGGACUAAAAGCCAUGUAGAUACAGGCAGACCUCAGAGAUAUUGCAGGCUGGGUUCCAGACCAGGGCAAUAAAGUGAAUUUCACAAUACAGGGAAUCACACAAACUUUUUCAUUUCCACUGCAAUAUAGUGUUAUGUUGACACGGAAGUCUGUUAAGGGUGCAGUAGCUUUAUGUCUAAAUAAAUAAUGUACAGACCUUAAUACACAA
Molecule: messenger RNA, 2599 nt
Organism: Dama dama (fallow deer)
Lineage: Eukaryota; Metazoa; Chordata; Mammalia; Artiodactyla; Cervidae
Product: UL16-binding protein 3-like
Exons: 6
Coding region: 419-1201 (260 amino acids)
Biological process (GO): positive regulation of T cell mediated cytotoxicity; antigen processing and presentation of endogenous peptide antigen via MHC class I via ER pathway, TAP-independent; antigen processing and presentation of endogenous peptide antigen via MHC class Ib
Cellular component (GO): external side of plasma membrane
Source: RefSeq, a predicted model, not a curated record